Messenger RNA from Notolabrus celidotus (New Zealand spotty), 2400 nucleotides. Its product is annotated as TBC1 domain family member 1-like. The record is from RefSeq and is a predicted model, not a curated record. NCBI's taxonomy places the organism in Eukaryota, Metazoa, Chordata, Actinopteri, Labriformes, Labridae. The coding region runs from base 257 to 931 and encodes 224 amino acids. The transcript is spliced from 3 exons.
GGCAAGCGCAUGCUGACAGCAUGCACUUGCCAUGCCCCGUCUGAGUGUAUAGAGGAUAGGAGGGAGGUCGGAUCUGGCCUGUCUUCUAAAUUUAACUCCAGCUAGAAACGGCUGCUGCUGCGUGGAGACCGCUCUCUUUCUGUUUGUGGACGUAUGUACUGUAGCUGCACGCACCGGUUACACUGUCAUCACGCUGCGCACACCGAACGAGUCUACAGUGAAAAGUUAAACACAGAUACUGUCACUGUCACCAGCCAUGGAGGGGCUCUACUUUGAAGUAAAGCCCAGAAAAGAUGAACCCACCAGGCCAGGAAGCUCUGAGAAACCUCCUCUGCAUUUAACCUCAAACAACCGCUCGUGUCCCUCACUGUCUCAUCUCUCCUCCUCCUCAGCGUCUUUUCAGAAACUCACCCUUGCUGGGAAGAGGAUUACAACAUGGGGGGGAAAGGUGGUGGAAGAGGAAGAGGAAGAGGAGGAGGUACGCUACAAACUGACAUUGACUGGUUCUCUACCAGUCCACCACUUGACCACCAUGGCCAUGCUGCCCUGGGUGGUGACUGAGAUCUGCAGGUGCCGUCCUGCAGAGAAGGACCAGAGUCAAACUAGGUCUACAAGUCCGGGAGGUGGACAGCGGGAUACCUCUACCUGUAAUCACACAGUUUUUCUAUGUGUGUCGGCAUCAUGGGUGCGAUGUAUGUCAGUUCUAGGAGAGAAGGUUGUCUGGGACCCUCUGACACACACUGUGCUGUUUGAGUGUCGACCUCACCAGGUGAUGAAACUCAUUCACAACAGCCAAGAGCCUCGCAGCUUUGGCUGCCUGGUCAGAGAAAGGACAAACUGUGCCUGCUAUGUCUUCCAGUGCCAGGACAGCACCAAGCCUCCAUGCAUCAUAAAGCUGCGGCAGGUGUCUGAGCCAAGCCUGAAACAUUGAUAGCUUCAUCACUGUGUGCCAUGCCCUAAAUGCCAAACACUUCAAAGAGUCUGCUGAAAAAAGUGACAGAGACAACAAAGAAUUCUUAAUUGGAAAUUUGAUGCAUUAAAGAAGUCAUCAUACAAAAUGAAUGUGUGCUCUUUAUCUCAGACUGUUUUUCUUGAUCUUCACAGGGCUCACGUGCACAUUUCUGGGCCCACAUAACGAAUAUCUGCAUGCACUGUAAAUAAAUAAACAGCCAACAUACGCUAUGUAUUGUAAAUACCACUGUGUGUUUAGACAUAUCACUGCAUCCACUGUUUGUGGUGUACACAAACCAACUUGAACUUGGGUACACUAUAUAAAUAAAGGCUGGUCAUUUGUUGUAAUGGCUGUGCAGGUAUUUGCUUAGUACAAGUAAUGAUCUUUCUUUACAUGAACCAAGCAGGAUGUAGAGACACGUUUCCAUGGUAACCACUUUCUGUGGCCCAUUGCCUGUUUUGAUGUGUGUGUGUGUGUGUGUGUGUGUGUGUGUGUGUGUGUGUGUGUGUGUGUGUGUGCACACUUGUUAUUCUCUGUCUCGCUUCAGCACUUCCAAGAAUGUGAUCAUGAUGUCAGCCUGACCACCUGUUGCUCUAACUCUGUCACACUGGGCUCAGAUACAGACACAUGUACACAUUUACAUACACACUGUAUGUGUGUUUAAUCCUCAGACACUUUGUGUUAACAUUUUCUUUAUUACAUGUUCUGAGAAAAGUUGUCAGACUUAGUUAACGGAAUAAAGAUUCAAGCCAAACUGAUGUGGCCUAAAAAUGGGGAUCAGGAACAUUGGCUCUUCAAAAUCAAGCCACACCACAAACACUGCUAGAUCUGUAUUUGCUGUGCAUGGAAGUGUGAUGAAAAUGAAACUGCUAGUAACUACACCUCCCACACUUGAAAGAGACAGUAGUUCCAAGUGUGUGAGUGUUUCCUGUAUAAAAGGGUGUACUCCACAAUAAACAUAGUUUUACUUAAAAUGGCACAUUUCUGUCCUAUAUAUUGUGACAAGAACAUAAUGAGUCCUUGUGAUAAUGUGAACCAUUUUAUCUACCAUGGAUUGAAAGCACUUUAUUGGGAACAUACAAAUGUGUCCAGCCAGAACUUAAAGGUCAAGUAGGAUGGAUCAGGUACUGUAGUAGACUAUAAAGGUUCUUUGGGGUUAAUAUUUUUUUGAAUAGAGUUUGCACUGACAAAAUAACCUGCUGUGAAAGAUUAUUGUGUUUAUCCCUUGACUGUAUGUCCAUGUACUUAUCUCUUGAAGCAUUUAAUGUAAAAUUAGAGUCCUCUUUAAAAAUAAAUAGUUUAAGUCAGGGAGAUUACAGAAUGAAAGAAGUGCAAAUUUGAUGCACAGAAAAUACAAACCACCACUGCUUUGAUCUGCACCUCAAGCCCCACAUCUGGCAUCUGUAUUCUGACUUAUUGCUGCCAUAUUGACUCCCAUUUAACACUUA